Molecule: messenger RNA, 1419 nt
Organism: Trichophyton rubrum CBS 118892
Lineage: Eukaryota; Fungi; Ascomycota; Eurotiomycetes; Onygenales; Arthrodermataceae
Exons: 2
Coding region: 1-1419 (472 amino acids)
Biological process (GO): lipid metabolic process
Molecular function (GO): oxidoreductase activity, acting on paired donors, with oxidation of a pair of donors resulting in the reduction of molecular oxygen to two molecules of water
Source: RefSeq, a predicted model, not a curated record
AUGGCCUCUACCGCUCUUCCUGCUGGAGCUGCCACUCGCAGACAGACGGCGGCCUCUUCUUCCGCCAGCUCUGCCACAGCCUCGCCUCUGGACACUCCCCAGCAUAUGUCUGCAUCUGAUACGUCUCUCUCCUCUGAAUCUGAAGACCAGCAGGACUCCGAAGUCGGCAAGUUGGUCGACACUUAUGGCAACGAGUUCCAGCUGCCAGACUUCACCAUCCAGCAGAUUCGUAAUGCCAUUCCAGCCCACUGCUACAAGCGUGAUGGCUUCCGCGGCAUGCAGUAUGUCCUGAGAGACAUUGCCUGUCUUGCUACCACCUUCUACAUCUUCCACAACUAUGUCACUCCCGAGACUGUCCCCUCGACCCCAGUUCGCUUCGUCCUCUGGGGGCUGUACACUUUCAUCCAGGGUCUGUUUGGAACCGGUAUCUGGGUCCUGGCUCACGAGUGCGGCCAUCAGGCCUUCUCGACCUCCAAGUUCUUCAAUGACACCGUUGGCUGGGUCUUGCACUCCUCUUUGCUCGUACCAUACUUCUCCUGGAAGAUCUCUCACGGAAAACACCACAAGGCUACCGGAAACAUGCAACGUGACAUGGUCUUUGUCCCCAAGACCAGAGAGGCAUAUGCUUCACGCAUUGGCCGCUUGGUCCAUGAGCUCGAUGAACUCACUGAGGAGACUCCCAUCCAUUCCAUUAUCGACAUGGUUCUCCAGCAGCUUUUUGGAUGGCCCAUGUACCUUUUCACCAACGUUACCGGCCAUAACUUCCACGAACGCCAGAGCGAGGGACGUGGAAAGGGCAAGAGUAACGGUUUCUUCGGCGGUGUCAAUCAUUUCAACCCCAACAGCCCAUUGUACGAGUCCAAGGACGCCAAGCUGAUCUUGCUCAGUGAUCUCGGCCUGUUGAUCGUCGGAUCCAUCCUGUACACUCUUGGAAGCAAGUUCGGAUGGUUCAACAUGUUUGUCUGGUACUUCGUCCCAUACCUCUGGGUUAACCACUGGCUUGUUGCCAUCACUUUCCUGCAGCACACCGACCCAACUCUUCCCCACUACCAGCCCGAGUCGUGGAACUUCACUCGAGGAGCCGCCGCAACCAUCGACCGUGAAUUUGGCUUUAUCGGCCGUCAGCUUCUCCACGGUAUCAUCGAAACCCACGUUCUUCACCACUAUGUCAGUACCAUCCCCUUCUACAACGCCGAUGAGGCCACCGAAGCCAUUAAGAAGGUCAUGGGCCGUCACUACCGCGCAGACACCAAGGACGGCAGUCUUGGAUUCCUCCGAGCCAUGUGGACCUCUUUCCGAACCUGUCAGUGGGUUGAGCCAUGCGAGACAGCCAAGGGUGAAGGCAAGGGCGUCCUCUUCUUCAGAAACCGUAACAACAUCGGCCUCAAGCCUGCUUCUCUCAAGCCAGUGAGCAACUGA